Molecule: messenger RNA, 3224 nt
Organism: Hypomesus transpacificus
Lineage: Eukaryota; Metazoa; Chordata; Actinopteri; Osmeriformes; Osmeridae
Gene: fastkd1
Product: FAST kinase domains 1
Exons: 14
Coding region: 594-3212 (872 amino acids)
Biological process (GO): regulation of mitochondrial mRNA stability; mitochondrial RNA processing
Cellular component (GO): mitochondrial matrix; ribonucleoprotein granule
Molecular function (GO): RNA binding
Source: RefSeq, a predicted model, not a curated record
GUGGAAGGGAGUAUCUGCAUGAGUAUACAUUUUUGGGGAAUCUGCAGAAAGUAUUUUGUAAAGAACAAUUGGAGAUUUACAAGAUGUAAAAAAAAUUGUAUGCAAUGUCGCCGUAACAAAUACUGCUAAAUGCCAGCGACAAGUACUCUUGGGACCUGUUUAUGUGCUUUGGUGUUUUUGUAAUCUCUACACAAUUGUGUGACUAUCCCUCAUUGACGUUGGAUAACAGACAAGGUUUCAUGUUGCUAGGGAAGUGAUAGGCUACAUAACAUUGUAAUAUUGUCAAUAAAUGAUAACCGUUGGGUUACUUGACUUUUUUAUUGAGGUGCAUGUAUACGUUUUGAACUAAAGUAAUACAUUUUGAUGAUAGGACAGCCAAAUGCGUUUUCUUAAUCUCACAAUCUGUCAGUGCCUGUCCCCACGUGAGUAGUUCACGGGCACACUUCAAUAGAAGUCAAUGAGAAGACAUGAAUGUCAGGACACAUCCUUAUCAUUUUGUUGUUAACAUUAAGAUGUGACUCCGAUGCACCACUGUUCCAGUGGCUGAUGAACACAGCCGCAGAUCUGAGUUAGUCAGUGGUUCCUAUUAGAACAUGUGCACCCCUAUUUCCCUAUUGAACCGAGCCAGGGACUACUUGGUGAUGUUUCGGGUGUGGGCUGUGGGCCGCUGCCUGCACCGGGGGGCCCUGCACCGGGGGGCCCUGAACCGGAGGGCCCUGCACGGGGGGGCCCAGCACGGGGGGGGCGUGAACCGGGACCUGGUGAUGGAGCAGCUCAGUGUGUGUGCUGGUGAAGACCAGCUACUGGAGGUGGUGGGGAAGAACAAGGCCAAGCUGACGGUGAACCACGUGGGCAGGGCCAUCACCAUGCUGUGGAGGUUCCAAAAGGAGAGGCCUGAGAUCCUGAGGACUGUGGAGCUCAUCAGGAGCCACCCCCAGUUCCUGAGUCUACGGGUUCUGGCUGAAAACAAAAUUGCACUCAUGGAUGAUUCUGUUUUGGUGGACAUGCUUUAUAAUGUACUGAGGCUCAAUGUGGAACAUCACGACUCUCUUGUUCAGCAGUUGGUGUCUGAGGCAUGGCUCAGACUUGACAGAUUUUCGUUGCCGUCCCUUUCCAAGUUUGCCGUUUGUCUUGGGGAUCAGCACCUGAAUCAAAGUCCUCUUAUGGGUCAGAUCACUGAAAUAGUGAGCCAGAAACUCUCCUCCAUCAACAAUUCAAGGGUCCUGAGUACUCUGAUGAUCAGCGUGUCGUCUUUGGCGUCCUCCCGUUUACGAGACGCUCUCGUCGAAAGAGCCGACCUCCUCCUGGACGACGUGAACCCAGCCCGCUACAACUGCCCCAGACGGGUGGUGCAGUUCCUGAGGAACAGCAGGCACGCCCACCGGCCGCUGUUGGAGAAGUGCAACCGGAUCUUCCUGAACAACAUCCACCACAUGGAUGCAGAGAACAUCGGCAUCAUCAUGGGCCUGUACCAGGGCCUGCAGUUCCAGAACUGUGACUUCCGCCUGGCAGCCAAACAGAGGCUGCAGGAGCUGGUGGACUCCAGUACAGAUCCAGUCUCCUUCACCAAGCUGUUUGUUGCUCUGGGGCCCAUGGCUGGGGAGGACACUAGAGAGAGGUUGGAGAGUACAGCGCUCCUAUUGGCUGAGGAGUUCAACGCCCAGCAGGCAUUGGCUAUAAUAGACACCCUGGAAGAGAUUCAGUGUCGGAAUCUUAGUUUGAUCCACAAGAUUGCGUCCAUACUUAACAAGAACCUGCAUGUCUACAAGACAGUGGAGGUGGCCAGGGUCACCCAGUCCCUCAUCUUUCUGCACUACCAGAGUCCUGACCUUUUCACUAAGCUACGCAACAUUGUGGUUAAGUUUCUUCAGGACACCGUGUUCCCAUACGAGGUGACCAUGCUGAGCCGGGUGCUGUCCAUGCUGCCUCACCCUCGACCCGAUGACGUCGUGAUGUCCAAGGUGGACGCGGUUCUCCCUCAGUGUAACCUUAACGACCUGAACACCAUUGCCAUGUCCAUCGCUAAGUGGGUGCAAAUUGACCCUUCCUACAGACACAGCACGCCCAGCAAGUACGUACGUCAGCUGCAGACCCUGAACCGCUGCGGUCACAGCCGCCUCCAGACCGCCAAGCGCCUGGACCUGCUCCUGGAGGAGCUCCGGUACAUCACCGGAGAGUGGUUCGAUGAGAUGCUGUUGGAGGAAACCAUGGUGACGCUUCGGAGGAUGGAGGACCAGAUCUCCUGGAGCAACGUCCCCGAGUUGGCCAUUUUCCUGACCAAGACAGGCCACCUGUGCCCUCCUCUGCUGGACCGCAUCGCUGAUGUGAUCAUCAAAGAUAUCAGCAAGAUUCACUACUCUGCAACGUAUGCCACCUUGUUACCCUUCGCUGUACUCAACUACGACCCCCCCGGGGUGGACGAGAUGUUUGAAGUAUCCAUUGAACAUAUCAAACCACAUAUCAGCUCGUUCGACCCUCAUCUGCUCGUUCUCCUCGCCUAUGCCCUGGCUGUGGCAGACUGCUUUCCUGAGGAGCUGGUCAGAGAAAUCUUCAGCGUGGAUUUCCUUUCCAAGCUGGAUGCUCAGUUAGAAAUCCUGCCGGAUGCCCUGAACAUGCGGAUCCGCCUGCGUCUCAUGGAGCUGAACAGGGCCGUGUGCCUAGAGUGCCCCGAGGUCCAGGUGCCCUGGUUCCACGAGCGCUACUGCCAGCAGCUGCAGAAGAGAGGCUCCACCAGCCCAGUCCAGCAGCAGGUCCACAGGAUGCUGGGAGAGGUCCUUGGUGGUAUCAACUGUGCUAAAGUAGCAGUGGUGGCCCCAUACUUCUAUACAGUCGGCUUUGAGUGUAUCCUGGACAGACACCACAAGCCGAUACCCUACUGUGAUUCGAGCCAGCUGCAGAUCUCUGAUUUUGGAAAAGUCCGCUGGGAAUCCAACUCACCAGGGCAAGACACGAUGGAACUGCCCCCUGGGCAGGACAGGAAGGAACUGCCCCCUGGAGCUCAACGCGUUGCCGUGGACUUCCUGGAUUCUAAAUCCUUUUGCAAAAACUCCCGUCAUAUGAAAGGGGAAGCUGUGAUGAGAAAACGACAUCUUGAAAUACUGGGAUAUCAUGUUGUACAGAUCCCUCAUUUUGAAUGGAAUUCUAUGGAGCUGUCCACACAGGAUGCUUGGAAGGAAUAUUUAAAAAAGAAGAUAUUUACGGAUUUGCCUUGAGACAAUAGUUGC